AUGCGGGAGUUGGAGAAGGAGGAAUUUGCGCAGACUCAUGAGAUAUGUCCCUUGAUGGAAUUAAAUGCCACAUUGAGGUGGAGUAGGCUUCUUUACGAUUGGUGCUACCAGCAUCAAGAGGAGCCAAUCAAGGGCUGUGACAGGGAUAUUCAGUAUCCCUUAGUACUAGACGCCCAGGACAUUGCACAUCACCCUGCGGUUCUAGCCAAGUACUGCAAGCUUAUAGGGCUCAACCCGGUCCAUCUCAAAUGGGAAUGGAACGUCCCGGAUCAGAAGAUACAGAAAGGGGUCGAGGACAGAAUUGGCCACAAAAGUCCUGAGGCUGUAAUGAAGUUCACACUUGACAAUUCAUCCCAUGUCUUGAAGGACAAGACCCCAGCUAUUGUUGACAUUGGGCUCGAACGGAAAGGUUGGGAUCGGGAAUUCGGUAUAAGCAUCGGCGAACAGAUGGAAAAGUGGGUGAGGGAGGCAAUGCCAGAUUAUACUUAUCUUAGAGCGAAAAGGUUACGAGUGCAAGAUGCGUAA
Messenger RNA from Aspergillus oryzae RIB40, 525 nucleotides. RefSeq lists its product as uncharacterized. The record is from RefSeq and is a predicted model, not a curated record. Bases 1 to 525 code for a protein of 174 amino acids. NCBI's taxonomy places the organism in Eukaryota, Fungi, Ascomycota, Eurotiomycetes, Eurotiales, Aspergillaceae. The transcript has a single exon.